AUGGUCGAACAAAUGGCAGACGAGGCCCGCUUCUUCGUCUACUCGUACAAUGCCACCACCCUCGUCACCACGGCCGGCCUGGCCAUGGGUCUCUUCUUCAUCAUCACCGCCAUCGCUCUCUACUACUACUACUACGUCGAGGUCGGCUUGCGCAGGAAUGAGAAAUAUAGGCGCACAGGUACGUCACACGGAAACGACCGAACCAUCGACGCGUACUUCGACAUCCUUGACCUGCUGGAGAAGGCUUGGGCGAUCUACGCGGUGGAGAGCCAGGACUGUCGCCGACGGGUGGUGUGUGAGGCCCACCUCCCCUCGGCCAGCCUGAUCAACCAGCCUGUUGCUGGAGUCCUCACCGAGCUCUUCGGCCAGGUAACUGAGGAAAUGCUGGGACAGAUGGACGAAGGAGAUGCAGCCUCCGUACGAGAUCUACAGCUGGCAGCACAGUACGGGCGGACGGUAAGGAGCUGCCAGGCGUACGAGCGUCACUGUCCAGAUCAACAAUUGGCUACUCUACCCCAGAACUAGCAGAGUAAAUGAAAGCUAAAUCCCCAAAUUUUCAAUAGACCAGUGGGAUUAUAGACUCAGUUCCAGUGGUAAAGCAGUGGGAUUAAUAUACCAUCAGACCACUCUAAUCAGACCACUCUAAUCAGACCACUAGGACAGAACCACACUUACACUGGCAGACCAUCGUAAGUGACAGUCUUCCAUUCUUACCACUGAAAUGGUCUGACCAAACAACUUCACACAGUCACACUAACUAUUAGAACGAACUCACUUCAAAAUCCGUCAGUUCAGGAACAAUUAAAUUGAUGCGGAGCUGCCCCCAAACAAUCGACUAACUUGUUGUAGAGCUGCCCAAACAAUCUUCUAGUUGCAAAGCUGCUCAAACAAUCCACU
This is a messenger RNA of Procambarus clarkii (red swamp crayfish), 897 nucleotides long. NCBI's taxonomy places the organism in Eukaryota, Metazoa, Arthropoda, Malacostraca, Decapoda, Cambaridae. The record is from RefSeq and is a predicted model, not a curated record.